Messenger RNA from Rhododendron vialii, 570 nucleotides. RefSeq lists its product as uncharacterized. Lineage: Eukaryota; Viridiplantae; Streptophyta; Magnoliopsida; Ericales; Ericaceae. The record is from RefSeq and is a predicted model, not a curated record. Bases 1 to 570 code for a protein of 189 amino acids. The transcript has a single exon.
AUGGCGUCCCCGGCCCACCCUCUCCUCCUUCUCCUCCUCCUCACCUUCCUCGCCGUCACAGCCACCGCAAGACCCGGCCCCUGCCAUACCCUAAUCUUCUUCUCCACCUCCUCCUCCCACCCCCUCCCUCGAAACCCUAACCCUAAUUUCUUCCCUGCCCCAAAUCCAAUCCUCCCCUUCCCCACCCGCCGAUCCGUCACCUUCUUCUUCGCCCGACCCAUAAACGCCCACCCCAAGCCCCAGAUCAUCGUCGAUCGCGCAACCCUCAAGGAGGAGAAUCAUCCCCUGCCCUUCGGAUUCUACUCCUCCUCGUUCCGCGAUCGCACCAAGGAUAUCCUCAGCGUCGUUGGAUCGCUCCUGUUGGGCAUCGGUUGCGGUGGGCUCACCGCGGCCACGCUGUACCUGAUCUGGUCUCUUUUUGCUCCCAACAGAUUUGAUUUCCGUGGUUACGGUGAUGAUGAGGAUGAGUCUGAUGAUGAUGAUGCGGGGCCGAAGAAGAUGGGAUACAUCGCGAUCCCUGCCGCGGUGAAGGAUGUGGGUGUUGUUGCUCCUGCGAAGGGAGUGGUUUGA